Molecule: messenger RNA, 1015 nt
Organism: Rhagoletis pomonella (apple maggot)
Lineage: Eukaryota; Metazoa; Arthropoda; Insecta; Diptera; Tephritidae
Product: glucose dehydrogenase [FAD, quinone]-like
Molecular function (GO): flavin adenine dinucleotide binding; ecdysone oxidase activity
Source: RefSeq, a predicted model, not a curated record
AAGUUGCUGAUGUUAUCGGGCGUGGGACCGCGCAAGCAUCUUGAAAAGCUGGACAUACCGGUGGUGCACGACCUGCCAGUUGGUUCAAAUCUACGCGAUCACAUAGCCCUAAGGGUUCAGUUUAAAUUGGAAAACACAUCUUUCGACGCGUUUGAACAGACGAGGCACAUCGAUUUAUUAUACCAAUUCCUGACUCGCAACAACAGUCAGUUUGGUAACGGAUCCAAUAGUAUCACCACUUUCGUAAACACCAAAGGUGACAGCGAUUUACCAGAUAUGCAAUAUCACUACACACUACACCAACAAGGCGAUGUUGAGUCCAUCAGAGUCAAUUUUGCAGGACGUGGCGAGAAGUACACAGCGCGCUUAAUUCGGCAAUUAAGGAAGUCACAUUUGAUCUCCUUUUUAUUGUUGUCGACCAAGCCUCGCUCCGCAGGCAAAGUACGUCUGCGCAGUUCCGAUUACCUUGAUCAUCCACGCAUCUUUUCGAAUUACUUUAGUGAUCCCGAAGACUUGGCGACUAUAUUGCGCGGGAUACGCUUCAUCGAACGCUUAGAGCGCACAAAGGCCAUGCGGGAACUAAAUGCAACCCUGUUGCGUAUACCACUCGAGGAGUGCGAUAAGUACAAGUACCGUUCGGAAGCCUACUGGCGUUGCUACGUUAAAUACUUCGGAGAGGCGGGUUAUCACCAGACCGGCACGGUGAAAAUGGGCCCCAGUAGCGAUCGGGGUGCGUGUGUGGAUCCACGCUUACGACUUUAUGGUGUGGAGAACUUGCGAGUGGCCGAUGCCAGCAUAAUGCCCGAUGUGCCACAUGGAAAUACGAAUGCACCGACGAUUAUGAUUGGCGAAAGAGGGGCGGACUUUGUAAAACAGGAUUGGAAAGAGGAUGACCAAGGGGCGAAUGAGUCAAAGUGACGUAGUUUAAAUGCAUUAUAAGUCGAACAAUUUCUUUUACAAUCACGUUUUUUUUAACUAAUCCUCCUCCGAAAAUAAAUGCAUAAAUUUCUAUUCA